Aspergillus caelatus is the source of this 1280-nucleotide messenger RNA. Its product is annotated as putative 2,3-diketo-5-methylthio-1-phosphopentane phosphatase. Gene Ontology annotation, molecular function: phosphatase activity. The coding region runs from base 258 to 1160 and encodes 300 amino acids. The record is from RefSeq and is a predicted model, not a curated record. Lineage: Eukaryota; Fungi; Ascomycota; Eurotiomycetes; Eurotiales; Aspergillaceae. The transcript is spliced from 4 exons.
GCAAAGGUCCAGCAGGUCCACAAAAUCCGGCAGACAGAGACAUUAUAGGCCGUUCACGAUGUAACAGGAACCGAGUCCACUUUCACAAGAAUCCCCUACGUCAUGGUCCAGACUUUUAUUCUGCGAUCCGGUUUGGGGUCGCCACAGCCAUGAAGGAAACUACUUAUUGCGGGCAUCUCAGCCGGCCCUGGUUCCACCAAUUGUCGCAAUUCACAUAUCACCGCUGGAGUCCUCUUUGAGUCAAGCGCAAGUUCACCAUGGCCAACCCAACGAGAAAGAUUGUCUGCUUUUCAGACUUUGACGGAACGAUUUUCAUGCAAGACACGGGCCACGUCCUCUUCGAUAACCUGGGGUGUGGCGAGAAGCGCCGUCAGAUGCUCGAUGAGCAGAUCAAGUCCGGUGAACGAUCCUUCCGGGAAGUCUCCGAGGAGAUGUGGGGGUCGUUGCGGGUUCCAUUUGAAGAUGGGUUUGAAGUUAUGAAAAAGGAACUGGAGAUUGAUCAGGGCUUUAAGGAAUUUCACCAAUUCUGCAUUGACAACGGGAUCAUUUUCAAUGUCAUCAGUGCUGGCUUGAAGCCCAUUUUGCGGAAAGUGCUGGACGCUUUCUUAGGCCAGGAUGAAUCAUCACAAAUUGGCAUUGUCGCAAACGAUGCACAGAUCAAACCCGACGGUUCGGAGUGGAAACCGAUCUGGCGGCACGAAACCGAACUCGGCCACGACAAGGCCCUUUCCGUGAAGGAAGGCCGUGCGCAGGCCGAAGAAUUGAGCGAUGAGAACGAGGUCCCCCUCAUUAUAUUCAUCGGCGAUGGAGUCUCCGAUCUGGCAGCCGCCCGGGAAGCCGAUGUGCUUUUUGCCCGGAAGGGACUCCGAUUGGAGGAAUACUGCAUUGAGCACAGUAUCCCCUACAUCGGCUUUGACAGCUUCACCGACGUGAAGAAAGAGGUGGAGAAGAUUAUGAAGGAGGAUCAAGAGAAGACUGGCGGCGUGGGUAAACCGGCUCGGUUUAACCCCCGCGCAAACAUGUGGAGACGGGUCUCUAGCAAGCAAGCAGUCCCUAAGUUUGUCGCCGCGACCCCGUCAAAGGAAGAGAAGAUGUUCCUUUGGCCGGAGAAUUUCUCCCAGUACCAACCUAAGCCUGUUCCGGAAAACAUGGCUUCUUAGAGCGCGCUUUCAACCCAACCUGCAUAACGUGAUGUAUGCAGUAUAGAUAUAGAUACAGUUGAGGGGCCAGGAAGGGUUAUGACCCCAUUCAUUUCAGGCGCAGUGUACAUAGGAAAGGAU